AUGCCUUAUAUUCCUAGAAAGAGUAAGGCGAAACCAAACUACGCCGCCGCACACGCGGUACAUUUGCGCUCGCUAGAGCAUGAGCGAAGAUGCUCGGCCCGAAGACUCAUCGGCACCUGUAAAAGGGCAGAUCUAAUGUAUGCAGCCGAGCAGAGAUCGCGAAAUGAGAAAGAAAGACGUGCGGCAACUGCUGCUGCUGUCAAAGAGGCGAGGACAGAGCGUCGGGCUGCAGCCAAAGUUGAGGCCGAGGCCGAGGCCAUAAGAUUGUUGGCCAAUGAUGCAGCUCGCCUUGCGCAACAAUUUUGGGCUAUGCGAUUGGCUGCACGGGAGUUUGAGGGGGCUGAUUUGGGUGAGGAUGGAGAUGGUGAUGAAGAUGAAGAGGACGAUUAUGAAGAAGAAGAUGAGGAUGAUGUUAAGGAGAAGAUAUUUUCUUGGUAUGGGCUGCGUAGGAGGGAUGGUGGUGAUGAGAAUGGUAGUGGUAGUGGUAGGGGUAAGGGGAAAAUGGGCGGAAGCGGUCAGGGUGUGGCUCAGGCCAUAAUGGUUAGCCAGGACUGA
This is a messenger RNA of Sclerotinia borealis F-4128, 555 nucleotides long. The record is from the annotation of a GenBank genome assembly. Lineage: Eukaryota; Fungi; Ascomycota; Leotiomycetes; Helotiales; Sclerotiniaceae.